AUGGCUGGCUGCUGGAGCCUGUUCGCUGGUCUGCUGCUCAUUCACUCAACGACUACAUUCAAACUGGUGUGCCACUUUUCCAACUGGUCCCAGUACACAACGGGAUUAGGAAAGUUUAUAGUGGAGAACAUAGACCCCUUCCUGUGCACACAUGUGGUAUAUGACUUUGCUGUUAUCAACCACGACAACCAGCUCACAGAAAAUGAGUGGGCCGAGGAGAGCGUCUACCAGGAAUUAGCUGGACUUAAAAACAAAAACUCUGAGCUUAAGACUAUGCUAUCAGUGCGAGAGCUGAGCACCAAUGACCCACAGUUUUCUGAAAUGGUGUCCAGUGCAGCCAGUCGUCAGACCUUCGUCCAGUCGGCAGUCACUUUUCUGAGGGCGCAUGAGUUUGAUGGUCUGGACUUGGACUGGGGUCAUCCUGGAAACAAUAAACAUAAGUUCACUCAGCUCUUUAAGGAUCUGCAGCAGGCUUUUGAGAAUGAGAGCAUUGGAACAGAAAGACCCAGACUGAUGCUGUCUGCUUCCCUGACCCCAAAAACAGAUGUUAUCUCCCUUGAGCAUUAUGAAGUCACAGAGUUAAUAAAAAUUGUGGACUUCAUCAGUGUGAAAACGUUUGAUCUCGGUGGUGGUACAGUAACAGCCCAUCACAGUCCACUCUUCGGCAGUAACAAAGCCAACAUAGAUUUUAUCACACAGAACUUGCUGGACCAAGAGAUUCCUGCACAGAAGUUGUUGCUAGGGUUCCCUGCUUAUGCCCGUUCAUACACACUCUCCACUCAGGUGUCCAGUCCUGGAGCUCCUGUGAGCGGACUAGCCUAUCCUGGCCCAUUCACUCAAGAGAUGGGCUUCUGGUCUCACUAUGAGACGUGUGCCUUCUUACACGGGGCAUCAGCCAACUGGAUUGACAAACAGUACGUGCCUUAUGCAGUCAAAAACAAUCAGUGGGUGGGCUUUGACAACCAGCAGAGCUAUGGUGCAAAGGUGACUUACCUAAUGACUCAGCAUUUGGGAGGGGCUGCUGUGUGGAGUCUGAACUUGGAUGACUUCACUGGUCACUUCUGUGGUCAAGGCAAAUACCCUCUGAUAUCUCAAUUGAAAGCAGAACUGAGUAGAGAAUCAAAUAACACAAGUACUGUUGAACCCCAAAACCCCAAAACCACGAGCAGCCCACACAGCUUCAUCAGCCCAGCAAAGGACAGCAGCAGUGGAAUGGUGGACCCCAGCUGCAUCAACAACAUCACAGUGGUGCACCCAGACCCCAGUCUAUGCAUGGACAAGGCAGACGGGAGCUACCAAAGCAAACAAGACCCCCCCCUCACUUAUGUCUGUACCCAAGGAAAACCAUAUGUGACAGAAUGUCCCACAGUGCACAGCCGGAGCAACGCAGCAUCAUCAGGUGGGCUCCUGCUCAACCUUCUCCUCCCCAGCAUACUCUAUGGUUGCUACAUGUACAGGUGAUUUUUACAAUGGCUUGACUGGAGAAACUACUGGAAAACAAUUCUUAUUUAUUGUCAUUUUUGUUUUUGUCUGGUUAGUUUACAGAGUUGUUUCAUUUCACAAAAGUGCAUAAUUGUGUUCAUAUGAUAUCACAACAGGAAAAAAACUUUUUUUUUCUUGG
This is a messenger RNA of Periophthalmus magnuspinnatus, 1621 nucleotides long. RefSeq names its product chitinase-3-like protein 1. Gene Ontology annotation, cellular component: extracellular region. The transcript has 10 exons. Gene Ontology annotation, molecular function: chitinase activity; chitin binding. The record is from RefSeq and is a predicted model, not a curated record. Gene Ontology annotation, biological process: carbohydrate metabolic process; chitin catabolic process. The coding region runs from base 1 to 1461 and encodes 486 amino acids. NCBI's taxonomy places the organism in Eukaryota, Metazoa, Chordata, Actinopteri, Gobiiformes, Gobiidae.